UCUGUCUCCUUCGCUCUAGCUCCACCGCUUUGCGCCAGGGGUGAAUAGGCUGCAACUGGGAAGAUAACAGUUUGGGGUUCUAGAACGUGGCUGGCAAGCUCCCCCCCACCCCACAUCCCCAGGCUGUGGUGGUUAAAGGGACCCGAGGAGGAUGCCCUGUCUUCCCCAGAUGUAGUUCUACCAGCAACUCUUCUUGGGGCAGAGGAAAAAAAAUACAAAAACCAAAAACUCCAGGCUUCUUAGAAAGACCAGAAAGGGGAUUUUUUUUCCUCUCAUCCUCCUGCUUCAGGAAAAGAAAAUCUCAUGGCGGGACUCCAGGAUCAAGGCGUCUGACCUGAGUUUCCCACUCUGGCUCCUGUGACCUGCUAGCCCCAUCUGUUAGGCAACUCCCACACGAGUAGGAGGUGAAAAGAAAGGGGGUGGAGAGAGAGAGAGAGACACGCUGGAAGAAGAGUCAGCAGGAUUAAUGUUAAUCCUUCAGCUUUGCUCAGUACCAGCCAGACAAGAGCAGCUAUCGGUCUCACGACAGAGUCCUUGGUCACUGCUUUGCCACCUGCCCAAGGUGAGCAACCAGGAUUCCUAUUAACCUUCACCUCUUCUUUGCAUUCCUGAAGGCUCAGACCUGCACAAAAUCAAUUGUCUUGGUGGCUUCAUGAAAGCUGCAACGGGGCACUACCAAAGGGGACCAGGGAGACGGGUGGAUAUCAGAUACCCACUCCCUGCAGGAAAUCCAGAAGUUCCUUGACAGCUCGGUUUUCAUUCUUUAAGUAGCAGAAGGGAGAAAGAAAACAAAAGUGAUGGGAGAUCCUGGAGUGUGACGAGUCACCGAGACACCUACACAGAUACACUCCUCCGGAGUGGGGUUCCCUGCUUCUGAGGGAGACGUCACAGCAUUUCCAAGACAGGUUUCUACUCAACAGGCUAAGAGAUGAGUCUUGGGAAGCUACCAGUGAUUGGUUGGGUGACCAGCUCCCACAGCAAGCGCCGACUCAAAACAGAACUGACCCCGGACAUGAUCAGCCCUCCGCUGGGUGACUUUCGCCACACUAUGCAUGUGGGGCGUGGUGGUGAUGUCUUUGGGGAUACAUCCUUCCUCAGAAACCAUGGCGGGGAGGAAGCCAAGCCUGAAAAUUUCUUUGCUCGGACGCUGCGGCAUGUGAGAAGGAGCCCACUAAGGAAACGGGGGAGCCGAAACAAGGAAGAGGACUCGCCACUGCCUCCUGCCAUCUCACCCAUCAUCAAGAAUGCUGUGUCUCUACCCCAACUCAGUGAGGCCGGCUACAGAAGCGAUGGGCUGGGUGUCACACUCACCUUCAAGAGCGCCCCCAACAGCUUCUCUGACUAUGGUCUGGAGUCUGGAUUCUGCACCAUCCCCCGUGUUCCUCGCUCUGAGAAGACUCAGGAAAGCUCCCAACUCGCCGAACCAGUCCUGAAGCGCUCGGACUCUUUGUUGUCAUUCCGUCUUGACCUUGGUCCCUCCUUGAUGAGCGAACUCCUCCACGUCAUCAGCUUCUCAGGAGACAGUAGCAACAGCAAGAGAGAAGAGGAGAAACAAGAGGAAAGCAAAACUGCCACCAACAGUGACACACUCUUGCCUCUUCACCCAAAGGACACCUGGGCAGAGGACGCUUUACCUCAAAUAUCAGGAUCUCUUCAGGCCAAAGGGGAAGGAGGCAAAGCCAUAUCAAGCUUUAGGGGUCACUCUGAGGCUAGCUUGCCAUUGGGACACUUGGUAUGUACCAAUGGGGAUUCUCAGUCCAUAGAAUUGUCUCAGGAAGGGUCACCACUUUCUGUGGGAAAGAACUCAAGUGCUGACUUGGGAGCAGUGCCAAGGGAGGCCCAUUCACAAGGGUGGCAGAACGACUGCAAAAUGGAAGCAAGAGAAUUCAACCGGGCAGCCCAAGUUUUGGCUUCCCAUUAUAGCCUGGGAGGUUCAUACCAUGGCCUGCCACACCAGGACAAGUCAAGGAGUCAAGCCUCAUGGGAGAGUCCAGAUGCCAGGACCUGGUGUUUGAAGGGGGGUGUGGAAGAGCAGCAGGAACACAAGGCUCAGUGGCGCCAGAGAGUGGAGGAGGAGGAGGAGGAGGAAGAGGAGGAGGAGGAGGAGGAGGAGGAGGAAGAGCUCUAUAGAAAUGGAACAACCAUUGCUAGUCAGGAGCACAGUGAUUCCUUUGAAUAUGUUGAUGAGGAGGAGGAGGAUGAAGUUAAGGUAUGAAUAGCCAUAGGUGCUCUUUUCGGACACCCCCUCACUUUCCUAUGAGAUGCCAGCAUGUAAGGGAACAAUGCUGCUUGCCCGCUGGCAGUCGGAGGGGUGUGUAAUCUCACAGUGUGAGCCUUCUCUGGAGAUGGUAAGCAGGUGAAGGAGGGAACUCACUUCUCUGCCUUGCUCUCCCCUCAACCUCAAUUUGGGAAAGGGAUGGGAGAAAAGCAGAGCCCUGCCAAGCAGACAUCCAGCGUUUGUUGCUCUGCGUUACAGCCAGCAUUUAAAGGCAUCAGGAAGUUCACUUCUUCCUUCACCUGUAUUGGAUGACUGAUUCUGUCACUGUAGGCUGUGCCAUUACUCCACCUCUGCUUGCUGGGAGAAAGACAUUAUCCUUGAAGAAGCAGCAAGGUCCUCCACAUCUCUGCCUUAUAAAUAUAAAUAUAGGAAGUAAAGUGCUGCACAAACAAGGAGCAAACCUGAAGUCUAGGAAGAAUGGGAAAAACUAACAACAUUAGGUUUGCUUCAGUCCUGAUGUAACCUUAUCCAUCCAGCUAUCAGGAGAUGCUUCUGCCUUCUGCUUGAAUUAAAGGCCACCAGGGCUAUCCGUCCAGUCAGACAUACUGACCCCAAAAGCACCCAAGGUGCUGUCUCACCUCUGCUUACAAGGAGCACCAGACUUGGAUCGGAUCUGAGACCAGCUCUUUGGCAUUUCUUCAUUUACUGAAACUCGGGUUAGACUGGAUCUACUCAUCCUUCAUUUGCAUUCUAGCAAGGAAAUGUAAUCCUGGCUUUCCAGGAUGCAUUACCCUGGAAGCCCAUCUCAAAAAAGCUCACCUAUGAAGUCAUUUUUCAUCCUGUUUUCAGGGGGUUUACAGUAAUUAGGAACUUCACACCUAGUUUGCAAUGGUGCAGGAAAUAGGAAUUCGGCUCAGUGAAGUGGGAGGCAAAGGGAGACUUCUUUCCGCCCUGCUUUUUUUUUAAUUCCUAAUGCAGGUGUAGGUCACAAGGGCCACUAGGUGUGCCUGGGUUUCUCAUUUGAUCCCCAGUGUUUGUAUCCCCCACAGUACCACUUUGAGGGUUCAAUGCACAGGGUACAUGUUCUGGAAGAAAAUGAAUGGAAAAUGAUUCUCAAGGUAAUUUUAGGUAGAGCCCAUCAGCCUACCUGACAUGCUUAUGUGGGUAACCUGAGGCCCUCAAAGGGCUCCUGGGAGGCCACACAGGUGCCCAGACCAGCAGCCAGUGUAAGCCAACCUCUCAGCUGAGUGGCGGGCAGUGUGGAACACAGAGUGGGAAAUAAGGUGCAUGAGAACACCUCCCUCCAAAUGCCCCCUCCCUAUCAUAAUUGCACUCCACUCAGCCAGCCAUGCACCUGAGCGGUGUAUACACAGGAGGACAACGUAUGGAGAAAUCUCCAUGAACCUUCCACCCAAUUGAAAUCACACAGUUCUCCACUGGGGAAAGUUGUUUUCCAUUUCAAAUCAGCUAGGCAGUGAGAAAUCACGAGAUGUCAGCAUACGGGGAGCAGAAGUUUCCACAUCUCCAUCCCUGCAUUCUGAUGGCCAAAACGUGUGUUACGCUGAAUCCAUACGGAGCAGCUGCAUUUUUCAUGUGUUCCUACUACAGAACAGGUACAGCCCUACAACCCCCACACAGGAGUCCCAAUUCAGAAGAGCACCUCCUGUGCCCGCUCUAGCAUUUAAUCCUCACAGGAGACUGCAUGCCCUCAGGUUUCAUUUGGGCAGCUGGGGUGGAGAAAGAAUUUCCCCAUGUGAACUUUUCUGCCACAACCAUUUACCAGCCCAGAUGGAGGAGAUGGGGCCAAGCCUUAUCUUGGGAGGAGGGGAGUGCUAAAUUAUUCUCUUAGCAAGUUGCACAUAGAGACACUUUGAGAGAAACACCUCAUCCAAAGCAUGAGAUGGAGCAGUCUGAAACACCUCAUGGAGAGGCCCCAAAGCAGACAGAACUGUGGAUGAUGGGGCCAUUUUUUUUCUAUCACAGUGGCAGCAUGAGAACUAGGCUCCUAGUCCAGCUUCUGCCACCCCCAGCACACACAGACACAUAUUUUGGGAGAUACUCAUAUACAGCCCUCUUCCAACCUCCACCCACCUGUCUGCAUUUUUCUGUGGUCAGAUCACUUUGCUUUCAAGGAACUCUUUAGAUGGGAAACAAACAGGAUGAGGUAGAUGCCAGACAGCAAAUUCUUAUGUUCAGUGGGCAUACCAGCCAUUGGAAGCAAGUCAUGCUACAGCAUCUAAUAUGGCUGCCAGUUGACAUCAGGGUAUUUCAGACAUUAUGACUGAUAAUUAGAAAUUAUGCCUAGAAGUCCUAUAGGCAUACGCAUUUUGCCCUUCCUCUAUGACCAGGUUACCACAAAAUAGUUCCUCAGGUGUGUUCACUUGGGGAUAUGUAUAGUGUCAUGGACCAAAGCAAACAUCCAUUCAGAAUGGGGUUUCAUAGCCUUUCUCCCCAGUUUUGGGAUGAGGGGGGUAUAGGAUAAGGGAUUAUUCUAAAUCCCAUAAUAUAUACCAGAAGUGGGCAGGCUACAGGCUAAUGGGUUCUAUUCUUUUUUAGUAGAAUGUGGAAGGGUACAAUCUGCUGCAAGUUUAGUCAAAACAAUGUCCUAUGACUUUUUCCCAUGUAAAUGUGCAUAGGAUAUUCCUUAAUUUAUCAACCAGAGUUAGACACAAAAUGGCAGCUCAGGGAGUGGAGUUAAUUGUGGCACCACAUGAAACACACACUGUCUCCCUCCCUAUUUGGGUGUUUAAAAAAGAUUUACCUUCCGCAAACCAGCAAGUUGGGUUCCUUUUGUUAUUAUGAUCACACACAGACCCUGCAGCUUUCACACAUACAGUGUCAACACCUGCAAAAGGGAGACCUACUUAGUUACAGCUGAACAUGAGUAGGUUCCCUUUGGCAAGUGUUAUGCACAUGAAAACUUGGUAGGAGGUGUUAUGCAAGGUGGGCCUUUGUACAAGGUUCUGUUCCUGUGCAGAGGGCAAGUUUUUAAACGUCCAAAUGGGGCCUGAGAGGAAUCCAGAUCUACAUGUGAGUUAGAACUGGGAUUCUACAGGACCAAAGCAACCUGAUCUCAACAGUCCUAUUUUACAGAUGAGGAAUGCUGAGACUGGAAUAAGCAGUUGGCACAAAGCCAGCUUGUUCCCACUGAAAUCAAAAACUGCAGGCAGAAGAUAGACCAGGAUCUACUGGUAGGUCUCUGGGUGACUUGGUGACAGCUCAGAGACCUAAAAACAGAUCCUGAUCUUACCUGCUUGAUCCUGCUAGAGAUCCCUCCAAGAGCUUUUUCCACAUUUCUGUCUAGCAAGAUGCAAUAUGUAGCAAGUGUCUAUCUGUCUACUGCCAGCUGCGUCCAAGGAUACGAAUGCAAAAAGAGCACAAUGUUUUUCUCAAGGCAUAAGAAGGAAGGGGAACCUUGCCUGACCUUCCCUCUCCUUCCUGGUGUCUCUGUGCAGCCCGGAAUACCGGAUCACAGUGUUCAGGCGCCUCCCACUGGCAAUGCAGUAUUUCUGGAAUGAGCCAGUUCUCCCCACAGUUCACACAGAAAGGUUUUUGUGGCAAGGCAGAGAUGGCUAGGAGAUGAGGUCAUGCCGUUGUCCCUCACAGCGCUCCAAUUGUUUGCAGGCUGGCAGGGGUUGGCGGAGCCCCGUUCUGGCAGUGACUACCAAUGAGAGCUACGUGGCAGGACUGGCAAGGGGGAAGCAGGAAGUUGCGGGAGGGAUAUAAUAAACAAGCGAUGUGGGGGGAGGCCUGGCCAACCGCCGUUCCCUGCUCUGUCAGUGAUAACUCACUACAUCCAACUGCCUUGAAAUGACAGAUCAGGGGCGAUCAGCACUCCUUCAGGCUUCAGGACUGGGCAUCUUGAUCGGUGGGGCUCGAUCCUGGGAAGCGUCGGGUUACGAGCCAAACUAGGAGCCUCUGCAUUGAACACACACAUUUUGCAAAAGGAGGGUGCCCAGUGCCUUGUGCUGAGCCAGUCCGUUGCUUCAUGGGGCUACAGUGGCUGCCCAGAGUUUCACCCAGGAGUCCCCACCCCACACCCCAUCCCACAAAGAGAUGCUGGGGACUGGAGCUGGGGCCUUUUGCAUGCAAAGCAGGUGCUCUGCCCCGAGCUAUGGCUCUGGCACCAAUGGGAGCUUUCCUUCCAGGAAAAUAAGGUGGCAGGCGCAUCCUGGGGAGGUCAGUCAGGCCAGCCGCAAAGAAAGAAAAUGUAAAAGUCGUCCUCCCUUCCAGCCAAGAAUCCCACUUUAGAGACCCACAACAGCACACACAUUUGGCUAUCUGCAUUUUAUUAAAUGUCUGUAUUAAAUUUAAUACUAUGUGGUUUGGCCUUGAAGGUGACAGGGAUCAAUAAACCUGAAAAAUGCAGAUAUUCACUGUA
Molecule: messenger RNA, 6599 nt
Organism: Varanus komodoensis (Komodo dragon)
Lineage: Eukaryota; Metazoa; Chordata; Lepidosauria; Squamata; Varanidae
Gene: CDC42EP1
Product: CDC42 effector protein 1
Exons: 3
Coding region: 929-2215 (428 amino acids)
Source: RefSeq, a predicted model, not a curated record